This is a messenger RNA of Styela clava, 545 nucleotides long. The record is from RefSeq and is a predicted model, not a curated record. Lineage: Eukaryota; Metazoa; Chordata; Ascidiacea; Stolidobranchia; Styelidae.
CAGAUUUCUAGCGUAUUUUCAAUAACUAGAAUUGAGACUAAGAUUUGAAGUUUGCGUGGUUUUCUUGGACGACGAGAUCAACUACAGUUGAAUUGAACAGAUAAGUACGUACCGAAUGUGCAGCAGGUAUCUUCAAUAUGUGCCAAGACGCCAAACCGCAAAUUCCAAAUCAAAUCGAUUGGGUACUGAGAUACAUAGCUCAUGCUGUCGGAUUAAGUGUGCUGAUUCUUCCAUUUGGCAUGGGUCAACUGGGCAUUUUGCCAUACUGUAUACUUCUUCUAUUUGGGACGUACUCUACAGGCCAUUCCCUCAUCUAUUUGAGCGAGAUUGUUUCGGAUCAAUCUUCGGAUCUAAUACCACAAAAAGGAAUAAACUACACUAAUUAUUUUACUAUCAUCAAGCAUUAUCUGCCAAUUCUCGACUGGCCUGCUCGAAUUUUAUUCAUUUUUGACGUUUUAGUUUGCACUGCAUUUUAUUUCAGACUAUUGGGAAUGAUUGUAUUGCUAAUGCUGUUUCCGCUCGACGAACCUACGAAAACUAGGUAA